This is a messenger RNA of Lotus japonicus, 1755 nucleotides long. Its product is annotated as malate dehydrogenase, chloroplastic. Gene Ontology annotation, biological process: tricarboxylic acid cycle; malate metabolic process. Gene Ontology annotation, molecular function: L-malate dehydrogenase (NAD+) activity. The record is from RefSeq and is a predicted model, not a curated record. Lineage: Eukaryota; Viridiplantae; Streptophyta; Magnoliopsida; Fabales; Fabaceae. Gene Ontology annotation, cellular component: mitochondrion; cytoplasm. The coding region runs from base 168 to 1403 and encodes 411 amino acids. The transcript has 2 exons.
UUUCAGCUGGACAGUGAAGAAGCAUUUGCAGAGUAGAUUCUCUUGGGUACUUGGGUGGGUAUAUUUAUGUAACAUUCGCAUGAGUUAGCAUUCCUCGACGGAGAUUUCAAACACAACCCUUCCUUCUUAACCCUCUCUCGCUCUCGUUCGCGUUCUCAGAGGUUGAGAUGGCAGCAACAUCAGCAGCUACUUUCACAAUUGGAGCACCCACUUCCCUUUACCAAAGGGGAAGCUCCCUUCCUCAAUCAAAGUCCUUUGGAUUGAGGUUCACCUCCCAGAAUCAUUUGAAUGGCUUUUGUGGCCUCAGGGCUGUGUCAUCUGUGAGGUGUGAGGUGGAAUCGUCCUUCUCCGGCAAGGAAACUGGUUCUGCUUUGCGGGCAUCUUUUGCGACCAAAGCUCAAAAGGAAAGCCGGAAUCAGCACCAAUUGCAGCCUCAGGCGUCGUACAAAGUGGCGGUUCUUGGUGCUGCUGGAGGGAUUGGUCAGCCUCUUGCACUUCUCAUCAAGAUGUCACCGUUGGUUUCUGACCUGCAUUUAUAUGAUAUUGCAAAUGUUAAGGGAGUUGCUGCUGAUAUCAGUCAUUGCAACACUCCCUCACAGGUCAGGGAUUUCACUGGGGCUUCUGAGUUAGGGGAUUGUUUGAAAGGGGUUAAUGUGGUUGUUAUCCCUGCUGGAGUUCCAAGGAAGCCAGGCAUGACCCGUGAUGACCUUUUCAACAUUAAUGCUGGCAUAGUUAGAGACUUGGUUUCAGCUGUUGCGGAUAAUUGCCCUGGUGCUUUUAUUCACAUUAUCAGCAACCCAGUGAACUCUACCGUGCCAAUUGCUGCGGAAAUUUUGAAACAGAAGGGUGUCUAUGAUCCUAAGAAGCUCUUUGGUGUUACCACACUCGAUGUUGUGAGGGCUAACACAUUUGUUGCUCAAAGGAAGAACCUGAAGCUGAUUGAUGUCGAUGUUCCGGUUGUUGGUGGCCAUGCUGGGAUCACCAUUCUUCCUCUGCUAUCAAAGACAAGACCCUCAGCGAGUUUCACUGAUGAAGAAAUUGAGGAGUUAACUGUCAGGAUUCAGAAUGCUGGAACUGAAGUUGUCGAAGCAAAGGCCGGCGCAGGGUCUGCUACUUUGUCCAUGGCGUAUGCAGCUGCUCGAUUUGUCGAAUCAUCACUUCGGGCACUUGAUGGGGAUGGAGAUGUGUAUGAGUGCGCAUAUGUGCAAUCAGAUCUGACUGAACUCCCAUUUUUCGCUUCAAGGGUGAAGCUUGGCAAGAAAGGAGUUGAGGCUUUGAUUCCAUCUGACCUCCAAGGGUUGACUGAGUAUGAGCAGAAGGCUCUGGAAGCACUUAAGCCUGAACUCAAGUCCAGCAUAGAGAAGGGGGUUGCUUUUGCUCAGAAACAAACAGUUGCUGCUUAAUUUUCUUUUGUCAAAGCAUUUGUUCUCAAGUGUCCUUAUAAGAAGAGAAUGUCAACGGGUGUUUUCAUGGGUUAUGAACUUAUUUGAGCAUAAAUUUUACUUAGGAAACUUAGGUUCAGGAUUCAUUGUAGCAUCAUUACUGCUUCCAGAACUUAGGAUUCGAAUUUUCCAUAGUUUAUCAAUUGUACUUCCAGUUUUGUUGUUAGAACCAGAGGUGGCUUCCAUUUCUGUUCUCUAUAUUGAGCUUUAGUUUGAGUCGGAAAUCUCAAAAGAUGUCACUAUUAUCAUGUAGAAUUGAAAAUAAUGUAAACGUUGCUCUUUGAAUAAUAUGGCCAUCAAACCAGUUUGUCUA